This is a messenger RNA of Nerophis ophidion (straightnose pipefish), 6658 nucleotides long. RefSeq names its product transcription factor Sox-10-like. Bases 476 to 1945 code for a protein of 489 amino acids. Gene Ontology annotation, biological process: morphogenesis of an epithelium; negative regulation of transcription by RNA polymerase II; enteric nervous system development. Gene Ontology annotation, cellular component: nucleus. Lineage: Eukaryota; Metazoa; Chordata; Actinopteri; Syngnathiformes; Syngnathidae. The transcript is spliced from 4 exons. The record is from RefSeq and is a predicted model, not a curated record. Gene Ontology annotation, molecular function: RNA polymerase II cis-regulatory region sequence-specific DNA binding; DNA-binding transcription factor activity, RNA polymerase II-specific.
CCUGCAUUCAUCCAGGGGGGCUGGGAAGCCUGCGCUGUCACUUUGGGAACAACUUCAGGAUUCUGCCGCUCCAAACUUUUCCUCUCUGCUGAAGUCCGACCAGCUGGAUUUCCGUCGCGGGACACACCGGCAAAAGAAAGACGGGGCGGGUUUCAGACCAGCGGGCGCAGUUGGUGCACACAGCCGUGUUUGAGCAGGGAAACUGGGGUCCAAGGUGCGCACUGAGCCGCCUAUGAUACCAACCACACGGAUGGAAAGAACUUUGAUGUUCAACCCUCACAGAGUUUUACAAAGGAGGCUGAGAGUAGAGACAGAUUGGCAGUUUAUAUUAUAAUUCAGCAGAGUUGAAAAGAUCCGAUACACCGACAGCCGUCAGCCCAAAACCGCAUAACCGUAGGGACAAAAAGGAACAGGGAGAGUUUUAAGAACAGGUCUAGCACUCUCUGCACACCUGGCAGUGAGCGGGUGCCUGAAGAUGUCCAGAGAGGAGCACAGCUUGUCAGAUGUCGAGCUCAGCCCGAGCGUGUCGGACGACAGUCGUUCCCGAUCGCCCGGCCGCUUUCCCGGCGCAACGGGCAGGGGGGAGUCGCCUCUCCGCAAGCGACGGCUGCCGGCGGGCGCGGACAACGGAGCGGGCGGUAACCCCGCCGAGAAAUCAGACGAGGAGGACGAGCGCUUCACGGCGGGGAUCCGUGACGCCGUCAGCCAGGUGCUCAACUGCUACGACUGGACGCUGGUGCCCGUGCCUGUGCGCGUCAACAGCGGGAGUAAGAGUCAGCCGCACGUCAAGAGACCCAUGAACGCCUUCAUGGUGUGGGCGCAGGCGGCUAGGAGGAAACUGGCAGACCAGCACCCGCACUUGCACAACGCCGAGCUCAGCAAGACCCUGGGGAAGCUUUGGAGGCUCCUCAACGAGAGUGAUAAGCGACCGUUCAUCCAGGAGGCAGAGAGAUUGAGGAAGCAGCACAAGAAGGACUAUCCUGACUACAAAUAUCAGCCACGACGCCGCAAGAACGGAAAGAUGGGUUCCGGGUCCGUAAGUGACGCCGACGGCCAUUCGGAGGGUGAGAUCAGGCACAGCCAACCCAUCUACAAUGGCCUCCAUCUGGAUGUGGCCCUCACAAGGGGAGCCGGGUCCCCUCCGGCAGAUAGGCACCACCCACACGCUGCAGGUCAGAGCCAUGGUCCACCUACACCCCCAACCACACCCAAGACCGAGCCCCAGUCUGGGAAGGCCGGGGAUGGCAAGAGGGCCUUUGGCAAUAGUGUGAUCUCCCGUGGCCCAAUGGGAGCAGUCGGUAGUACAGGUGCCGCUGGGCCUGUGAAGCCUCAUAUUGACUUUGGCAAUGUCGACAUAGGUGAGAUGAGCAGUGAGGUGAUUGAGCCUUUUGAUGUCAACGAGUUUGACCAGUACCUACCCCCCAAUGGCCACCCAGGGGUCGGACAGAUCGCGGGCUCAGGAGCCGCCACACCUGCCACAACCGCAUCCCAAUACCCGUACGGAAUUUCCUCAGCUCUGGCGGCGGCCAGUGGACACUCGGCGGCCUGGCUGUCCAAGCAACACCCGCAACACCACAGCUCCCCUUCCAGCUCAGACCCCUCCAAAGCCCAGAUCAAGAGUGAGGCCGUAAAUGCCGUUGGUCACUUUUCAGAGGCGGAAUCAGCCAGUUCUCAUGUCACUUACUCCCCGCUGAGCCUCCCUCACUACAGCUCUGCCUUCCCCUCCCUGACCGCAAGGGCUCAGUUUGCCGAGUAUGCCGACCAACAAGCGCCAGGGUCCUACUACGCUCACUCCAGCCAGGCAGGGUUAUACUCCGCCUUCUCCUACAUGGGGCCCACCCAAAGGCCCCUGUACACUGCCAUCAGUGACCCGGCCAGUGUGCCGCAGUCACACAGCCCCACACAUUGGGAGCAGCCGGUCUACACGACACUGUCGCGGCCAUGACAGAUAAGAAAACCAGAGGGCACUGGUGCAGGUCCGGCUCCCACGCCCAACCCGAGAAGCAGCAGCAGUGUUGGGGUUGAAAGUGGUCUGGGCCAAGGGGAUUGGGCUGGCACCAGGGGAGGCAGCGGGGAGGAAACCCGGCUCUGCUCUCGCCCAGAUGCAGGAAUGCUGUCGCAAGUGAAGGAUGAGUUUGGAGAAUGGUACUUUUGAGGCGGAUUACUUUGGUGGCAGAAGCAUCCGCCCUGGCAUGUACCAGAUUAAAUGUUCAGCAAGUGUCUACCGCUCCCAACACAACAAACAGCAGUGAUUAAGGUUUAUGUUGGGGUGAUUCGAGGCUUCACCAGGGCAACCAAGAUGUCCAACACCCUUCGAAGAAAGAGAAAAAACUAAACCAAGUUCUCAUGGUUGACUCUGUGAGAAGGUGUCAUUUUUAAAACAUUGACUCAUCGUUCAACACGUUUUGAUUGUUUGGAUGAUGUACAAGAAGAAUGGAGUGCCAAAGUCUUGCUGGCUCAUUUAGAUCUCGGGCGCAAGUAAGCGUUCAUCCAGCAGCUGUUGGUCUUUCAGCAAACCGUCACGCUCACGGUGUCGCUUUCAUCGGCACAUUUGUUCCUCUUCCUCUUGUUUUUUGUGUGCGCUUUCGCCACUCUGAAUAAGCACCAGGAGCGUUUUACUUCCGUACUUACACAUUAAUAAGUAUACUUCGUACACCGAUCAUUGUACACCAUGGACUUACGUAGUUCCUAAGGACGAUCAUUCCACACUGUGUACUUACUUACCAAGGACGAUCAUUGUAUACCAUGUACUUAGUUCCUAAGGACGAUCAUUGUAUACCAUGUACUUAGUUCCUAAGGACGAUCAUUGUAUAUCAUGUACUUAGUUCCUAAGGACGAUCAUUGUAUACCAUGUACUUAGUUCCUAAGGACGAUCAUUGUACACCAUGUACUUAGUUCCUAAGGACGAUCAUUGUAUAUCAUGUACUUAGUUCCUAAGGACGAUCAUUGUAUACCAUGUACUUAGUUCCUAAGGACGAUCAUUGUAUAUCAUGUACUUAGUUCCUAAGGACGAUCAUUGUAUACCAUGUACUUAGUUCCUAAGGACGAUCAUUGUACACCAUGUACUUAGUUCCUAAGGACGAUCAUUGUAUACCAUGUACUUAGUUCCUAAGGACGAUCAUUGUAUACCAUGUACUUAGUUCCUAAGGACGAUCAUUGUAUACCAUGUACUUAGUUCCUAAGGACGAUCAUUGUAUACCAUGUACUUAGUUCCUAAGGACGAUCAGUGUACAGCGUGUACUUACUUCCAAAGGACGAUCAUUCCACACUGUAUACUUACUUACCAAGGACGAUCAUUGUAUACCAUGUACUUAGUUCCUAAGGAUGAUCAUUGUAUACCAUGUACUUAGUUCCUAAGGACGAUCAUUGUAUACCAUGUACUUAGUUCCUAAGGACGAUCAUUGUACACCAUGUACUUAGUUCCUAAGGACGAUCAUUGUAUACCAUGUACUUAGUUCCUAAGGACGAUCAGUGUACAGCGUGUACUUACUUCCAAAGGACGAUCAUUCCACACUGUGUACUUACUUACCAAGGACGAUCAUUGUAUACCAUGUACUUAGUUCCUAAGGACGAUCAUUGUACACGUGUACUUAGUUCCUAAGGACGAUCAUUGUACACCAUGUACUUAGUUCCUAAGGACGAUCAUUGUAUACCAUGUACUUAGUUCCUAAGGACGAUCAUUAUACACGUGUACUUAGUUCCUAAGGACGAUCAUUGUACACAUGUACUUAAUUCCUAAGGACGAUCAUUGUACACCAUAGUUCCUAAGGACGAUCAUUGUACACGUGUACUUAGUUCCUAAGGACGAUCAGUGUACACGUGUACUUAGUUACUAAGGAUGAUCAUUGUACACGUGUACUUAGUUCCUAAGGACGAUCAGUGUACAGUGUGUACUUAGUUCCUAAGGACGUUCAUUGUACACCAUGUACGUAGUUCUUAAGGACGAUCAUUGUACACAUGUUCUUAGUUCCUAAGGACUAUCAUUGUACACCAUGUACUUAGUUCCUUAAGACGAUCAUUGUACACGUGUACUUAGUUCCUAAGGACUAUCAUUGUACACCAUGUACUUAGCUCCUUAAGACGAUCAUUGUACACGUGUACUUAGUUCCUAAGGACGAUCAUUGUACACCAUGUACUUAGUUCCUAAGGACGAUCAUUGUACACGUGUUCUUAGUUCCUAAAGACGAUCAUUGUACACGUGUACUUAGUUCCUAAGGACGAUCAUUGUACACGUGUUCUUAGUUCCUAUGGACGAUCAUUGUACACGUGUACUUAGUUCCUAAGAAGAAUCCUUGUAUUUAUCUGCUUCCUCCUCUUUCUUUUAUAAUCGUUUGUCCCGCUCUUUCCGCUACGUAGCCAAGGUUAGGGCUGGGCGAUAAAACUGAAAACUGUAUCAUGAUAUUCGUGUUUAAUAUCGGUCGAUAUCGAUAAUUAUUGGUAUUUUUAUGACCUGUUGAAAAUAACUUAUUUUUUUUUGACACUAAAUUUCUGUGCGUUUGGAUUUUGUAAACUAACUUUUUUUUUACAAUCCAAUAUCAAACAAUUCAGUGUAUUAAAGUUUAGUUUAUAAAAAUAAAAAUAAAAAAUUCAGUAUAAAUGUAUUUAGUGUAAAAAAAUCUGUUUCAAAAUUCAGUGUAAAAUAAAUGAAUACAUUCCAUAGAAAAAAAUUCAGUGUGUAAAAAGUUCAGGGUAAAAAAAUUCAGUGCAUAAAAAUUUUGAGUAAAAAAUUCGGUGCAUAAACAUUUAGUGUAAAAAAUUAUGUUACAAAAUUCAGUGUAAAAUAAAUAAAUAAAUUCAAUGAACAAAAAUUCAGUGCAUACAAAAAAAUCAGUGUAAAAAAAUUCAGUAUAAAAACAUUUAGUGUAAAAAAUUGUUUCAAAAUUCAGUGUAAAAUAAAAAAAAUAAAUUCAGUGAAAAAAAAUUCAGUGCUUAAAAUUUUUGAGUAAAAAAUUCAGUGUAAAUAAAAAAUAUGUAUAAAAACAUUUGGUGUAAAAAUUUAUGUGUUUCAAAAUUCAGUGUAUAAUAAAUAUUUAAAUUCAGUGUAAAAAAAUUCAGUGCAUAAAAACUUUGAGUAAAGAAUUCAGUGCAUAAAAAAUUCGGUUUCAAAAUUCAGUGUAAAAUAAAUAAAUAAAUUCAGUGUAAAAAAUUUCAGUGCAUACAAAUUUACAGUAAAAAAAAUUCAGUGUACAAACAUUUAGUGUAAAAAAUUAUGUGUUUCAAAAUUCUGUGUAAACUAAAUAAAUAAAUUCAGUGUAAAAAAAAAUUCAGCGCAUAAAAAUUUUGAGUAAAAAAUUGAAUGUAAAAAAAAUGUAUUGCAUAAAAAAUGUGUGUAAAAAAUUCAGUGUUUUAAAAAUUUGCUGCUUCAAAACGCAAAACUCACUUCCGGUAAAUUAAGGCUGAAGCAACGGAUCUUGUCUUAAAAUCAGCCAAUGAGGUGUCAAGUUUGCAGUAACUGCCUUUUUUAUGCUUGACCCGUGUCAUGUGACUUCAAACUUCACACCUCAUUGGCUGCUGAAAUCAUCAGCAUAAUUUGAUGUAGAAAACAAACAAAAAAAAACAUUUAGUUCACAAAAUUGAAACCUAAAAAAAUCAGUUACAAAAAUUCUAUGGAAAAAAAAUAAAAAAGCUUUCGUAAUGAAGACACAAAUCAAAUAUAUUUGGGGUUCAUCAAUCCUGGCACGCCCAUGUGCUGACUCUCUUUGGUUUGCAAAGUAAAAUGAAAAAUAAAUAAAAAAUCCACAAUGACUUAGUUGAGUUUUAUAUGAUCUACAAAUACUACUUCUUUGUAUGAUGACCAAAGCUUUGACACCAAAACAUGUUCUAUGAUAAAUAUGUGACAAUGUUCUAUAACAAAUAUGUAACAGUCUUCUAUAACAAAUAUGUAACAGUCUUCUAUAACAAAUAUGUAACAGUCUUCUAUAACAAAUAUGUAACAGUCUUCUAUAACAAACAUGUAACAGAGUUCUAUGACAGGGGUGUCCAAAGUGUGGCCAUUUGCGCACGGCACAUUAUAAAAAUACGAUUAAAAAAUUUUUAAAACGUAAAAAGUGAUAUAAAAGAGCAAACGGGUGAAAUGUAACAAGAAAAUGUUGCAAUGUUUACUCUAAUAACACAAAGCUGCCAUGCAGGCUGUUUCUUUCUUUAAAAAAUAAUAAUGAAUCAAAAUCAAUGUCAUUAGGAAUUAUUGACCUAUUCAAGGCUCUGAUUACGUCACGUUAAAUAUUCCACUUUGACAUGUUUUUGGGGGAAAAUGUUGCAUAUUUUGUGUUUGUCAUAUAAAAAAACUGAGCUGCUUUUUUAAAGAAGGGCCUAAAAUGAAGAAACAAAAAACAUAAACAAGAAUAAAACUUAUAAUUGACGGAUAGAUCUGAAGUUGAUAUCGAGGUUAUUGUGUUAAAAGUAAACAGUACAAAAAAAUUUAUAAUUCAUUUUCUAACACUUUAAUGAGUCAAACACUUUGGGAUCCCCGAUUAUUUUAGUGUGAUUUGUUUUUUAAUGUCAUUGCGCAAUUUUUUUUUUUAAAUCAAUGGUGUUAUGAGUUAUUGACCUUUUUAAUGCUCCGAUUAUUUUAUAGUCUCAAAUAUUCCACUUCAAAAAAAUAUUGGGUGAAAAUAUUGCAUAUUUUGUGUUUGUCAUAUAAAAAACUGAGCUGUUUUUU